AUUUUACAACAACAAGUUGACUUGAAAUAUUCAAACUAAUUUCUCAUUUCUAAAAGUUUAACUAAAUUCAUUCGUCAAAGAUUAUCACUGAAAACUGAACAGAAAACAAUGGCAACUAAUCGUGAUUAUCAAGCUGGUGAAAUAGUAUCCGUGAGUUUACCAUUUGUCCAUGUUCUCAAAAAAGAAUUUAAAGGUAAAAAUUGUGAUUACUGUUUCGUUGAAUGCAAAAGUAAUGAAUUUGGAAAAUGUGGCAAUUGCAAAAAAAUGUAUUAUUGUGGAAAUGAUUGUCAGAAAAAAGAUUGGAAUCAACAUAAAUUGGAAUGUAAAAUUUAUAAAGAAAAUUUUGAUCAACUCCAAUCGACUGGACAAUCAGAUUUAUUUUUUCGAUUUGUGUUACGUUUGCAUCUGUACUUGAAACGCAAUCCAUUUUUUUUGUACGAACAGCAUAAAUUUUUAAACGAUAAAAAUUCAUCCGUAUGCAUUUUUGAUAUUAUAAAUCGGAUGAUUCCAACCAUUAAUCAAGAUACAGUUUCAGGUUUUUUGUUUAUGAGCCAACAAUACUCAUUGCUGAAAAUAAAAUGGGAUCCGAAAAGAAUGAUGUCAUGUUUUCAUUUAUGUUACGAAUAUGGCAUAGAUAUUUUCAAUUAUGAAAUGCAAUCUUUGGGCUCAGGUCUAUAUUUGGCCGAAUCACAAUUGAAACAUUCCUGUUCACCAAAUGUUACAUCAUUGUUCAAUGGUGCUCAACUUGUAAUGCGUACAACAAGACCGAUCAAAUCUGGUGAACAAAUU
Dermatophagoides pteronyssinus (European house dust mite) is the source of this 789-nucleotide messenger RNA. Its product is annotated as N-lysine methyltransferase SMYD2-like. Gene Ontology annotation, cellular component: nucleus; cytoplasm. Gene Ontology annotation, molecular function: histone deacetylase binding. Lineage: Eukaryota; Metazoa; Arthropoda; Arachnida; Sarcoptiformes; Pyroglyphidae. The record is from RefSeq and is a predicted model, not a curated record.